AUGAAAUCCAUUGCAGUGUUAUCGUUCAGUCUGACCCUGGCCGUGAUCUUCUCCGGGGCUCAGUCAGCUACAUUCACAAUAAUAAACAACUGUCCAUACACAAUCUGGCCCGGAACCCUUACCGGCGCCGGAAAGCCUCAGUUGUCGAACACAGGUUUCGAGUUAGCAUCCGGCGCAACACAGACCGUAGCUGCUCCGGUAGGAUGGUCGGGCCGGUUCUGGGCACGAACAGGAUGCAGCACCGACGGAAGCGGAAAGUUCACAUGCGAAACGGCUGACUGCGGAUCCGGUCAGGUUUCAUGCAACGGCGCCGGUGGAACUCCUCCGGCAUCAUUGGUCGAACUCACUCUGGCCGAAAACGGUGGCCAAGAUUUCUACGACAUCAGCCUUGUCGACGGCUUUAACUUGCCAGUCGGGUUAGUGCCGUCCACCGCGUGCCCUAGCACGAGCUGCCCGGCUAAUGUUAACAGCAUUUGCCCGCCGGAGCUGGCGUUGAAAGGGGUAGAUGGGACCGUGGUGGGUUGUAAGAGCGCAUGUUUGGCGUUGAACCAACCUCAGUACUGCUGCACCGGAGCAUAUGGGACUCCGGAGACGUGCCCGCCGACGGACUAUUCGAAGAUCUUCAAGACUCAGUGCCCUCAAGCUUAUAGCUAUGCUUAUGACGAUAAAUCUAGUACUUUUACAUGCACCGGAGGACCUAACUAUGCCAUCACUUUUUGUCCAUGA
Humulus lupulus (European hop) is the source of this 726-nucleotide messenger RNA. RefSeq names its product thaumatin-like protein 1. The record is from RefSeq and is a predicted model, not a curated record. Gene Ontology annotation, biological process: defense response. The transcript is spliced from 2 exons. Bases 1 to 726 code for a protein of 241 amino acids. NCBI's taxonomy places the organism in Eukaryota, Viridiplantae, Streptophyta, Magnoliopsida, Rosales, Cannabaceae. Gene Ontology annotation, cellular component: extracellular region.